Molecule: messenger RNA, 839 nt
Organism: Guyanagaster necrorhizus
Lineage: Eukaryota; Fungi; Basidiomycota; Agaricomycetes; Agaricales; Physalacriaceae
Exons: 2
Coding region: 87-686 (199 amino acids)
Source: RefSeq, a predicted model, not a curated record
AUACCUCAGUGCCAGUGACUCGACGUCCUCAACAUCUGCAAUCUGAACUUUCGGCUGUCUGGUAGGGUUCUGGUUAUGUCAAUACAAUGCUAUCUGCCUGCCCAACAUGCGGCUUUCUCGACCUCUCCAAUCAGAAGAGUGAUCAUGCGACCCUUAACAUCAUGCCCAAUCAACCUGUGGCACCGUCGUCUGCUGAUCAUCAAACGGACAUUCAUCGAUUUGGAGAAAGACAUUACGGUCCCUUGAUCAGCAAAUCUGCUGUUUGCGUGCAUGUCUUGCCAACCUCCAUCGAGAACGGAAGAGGAAGGAAUCUCAGCUGGAACAUCGAAGGUUCAGCCAUGUCGCCAAUAUGGUCUCUGCCUGCGGAGAUAAUCGCCGAAAUCAUCACUCUCGCAGCAGACGAUGACAAUAGUGAUGGUCUGGACACCCGUCAUGGCAUGCCGUGGGUUCUGAACCAUGUGUGCCGUCUUUGGCGAAACGUUGCUCUAUCGACGGCGGCAACUUGGUCGCGGGUAUACAUCGAUGAUACGACGAGAGGUCGACACGAUCCUUUCGCCACGCAGCUGCUCCAAACGUAUCUCGCUCGUUCAAAGGAGAUUCCAUUAUCUGUCAGCAUCAUUCUCCUAACAAUAUCGAUGACAUCCUCGAAUGCCUUGCUUCCUACCACUUUCGAUUGCAUUCUCUAGAGUUGAACCUCUGCCUUCCCGGAUUGAAGGUUCUUUCCGGGUUGGUGGCAAACCUUCCUAAGCUGACUGUACACCGUCUAUCGGUUCAGGGCGAGAACACAGUAGGGGUUAUCUUAAGACCUGGAUCCGGAGGUAGUUAUAGACGUCAUCGGU